This is a messenger RNA of Yamadazyma tenuis ATCC 10573, 1616 nucleotides long. RefSeq lists its product as uncharacterized. NCBI's taxonomy places the organism in Eukaryota, Fungi, Ascomycota, Pichiomycetes, Serinales, Debaryomycetaceae. The record is from RefSeq and is a predicted model, not a curated record.
AUGAACUCCAAGUUUUUGCAGUUGUCAGUGUUGUUGUUCCUGUUAUUCGGCACCAGUGUAUCCUUCCAAUGGUACUUACAAGAACAUCCCAUCUUGGUGGUCAAUGCCCUACGCUACGACAAAUCCAUAAUCUUCCAACGGUUACAAAACUCCUUCGAAAAAAUGUACCACCUCCCCGAUUACGCCCAUGCCAAACUCUACAUCGGAGAUAAAGAUACAGAGAAGAAGUGUAUCACAGGAACCGAAAUCACUUUUUUUGUCAAAGGGUUCGAAAUUGUACAAAAAGAGUACGAAGCUUCCGAGUGCAGAAUUAACUUGAACCCGGAAUACCAAGUGAUUUUAAGUCCCACCGCUGGGUUUUCCCUGUUUAUUCACCAAUAUAAUGACCCAUUAACUAAACUGGUAGAAAUGAACCUCAUGAAGAAGUUUCUGGGGCUGAAAAUUCCCAAAAUUGGUGAAAUCAAGUUUUACAAUUUCCACGCAUUGAACUCUGAACUCGAGUGUUUGGUAGAAUACCAAGAGAUUUCUCAAGUGAAAAUGAAAGAAUGGAACCUCCAAGUUCACGUCCAAGAAGUAAUUGAAGUCCCUGAAUCUUGCGGAUUUCAACGGUUUGAUAAGCUGUUUGAUGGUACAUUCGUGGAGGCACUUGAAGUAAACAUCCCCAUCAACGGAACAUUCUACUGUCGAAAUGGCCGGUCUUCGACGUGCAAGAAAUCAACUGCUGAGUUUAGCACUCCCCGGUACAAGCUAUUUCGGGAUCAGUAAAACCCUACAUUCGCUACAUAGAUUACAUAACUAUCUCAUACUUGAUGUCACAACUGAGCUCUUUGUGGGGCAAUACGAUGGAAUUAAACACAAACACACCUUCAGACACGUGUGUGUUCUCACAUAAGACCACCAAGUUGUGGAUAUUCUGGAUGUUACCGGCUGAGUGAGAAUGCUUUAUAUCAUUCCAGAUGGUGGAGUUGUUGAUCGAGCCUUCGAUCCGGCACCAGGGACCAAUUACCACCGAUGAGUCGAUGAUUGCAUUUGUAACAUAGCUGUUGUCGCCAAUGAUAACGUUGUCUCCAAUGAUGGCGUUUUCGAUUUUGACUCCAUUGCCAAUUUUCACGUUACGGCCAAUAGUAGCAUUCUUACCAAUGGUGACAUACGGAUUAGUGUACUCAAGAUCAAGUUGGUCAGCUUCAUCAUUCCAGCCAUUUGAAUUUCUCGAAAAGGCGCUGUUGGCCAAUAACGCUGACAAAGGUGUCUUCAAAUUGUACCAAUAAUCCUGAUGUUUGAACACAUCAAACGAAUAAGUUUGAUGUGGCAACCAUCUCAAAAUAUCCAUCUCCAACGAAAUGUUAUCUCCUUUGCCGGUGACCUCCUCUGUUUCUUUCCUUAUGUGCGCCACCUCUAACAAAUUCAAAAUGACAUCUUUGCUAAACAUGUAGAUACCCCCAUUGAUCAACACAUCGUACUCACUGUCGAAUUGCACACAAAACUCACUAGAAGGCUUCUCCACAUAGUGCAUCACUGAAUCCGAUGCUUUCUUUGAGAUGAUAGUUCCAAAACACGAAAGAAUGCUGUUUUUCUCCAGGGCAACUGGGUCAUCUGCCUGGAUAUUCAAGUAUUUU